ACAUCUCAACCAUAAAACCAGAAAGCAUGAAAGUAGUGUUCUAAAGCUCUACCGUACACAAAAAUGGCUACUACUACAACAACAACAACUUCUCUUCUACCAAAAUCCAUCUCACCUUUCCCCACAAACCCAUCAUCUUCUUCCUCAUCAUCUCCCCUAACCCACUUCCCCAAUAAUCUCUCCUUUAACCAACCGCCUCUCUCCACCAAAAAACCCACCACCACUCUCAUUCCAAACGCCACCAAGAAAAAAAAGAACCCAUGGCUCGACCCUUUCGACGACGGUGAUGACCCCGAAUUACAAUACGGCUCUCUCUUCACCGAUGGCAAGCAAGAGGAAGAUCCAAGACCACCCGACAACCCUGAGAACCCGUAUGGAUUCCUCAAAUUCCCAAUGGGUUACAGUGUGGAAAUUGCUUCUCUGGGUCUGAAGAUCAGAGGCGAUGUUUGGCGAUGUUGUUGUGUUGUCUCGGGUGGUGUUUAUGAGAACUUGCUGUUUUUUCCGGCAAUUCAGUUGAUUAAGGAUCGGUAUCCUGGUGUUCAGGUGGAUGUGGUGGCGGCGGGGAGAGGGAAGCAGAGUUAUGAGUUGAAUAAGAAUGUGAGGUGGGCUGAUGCUUAUGAUCCUGAUGAGGAUUUUCCUGAGCCUGCUGUUUAUACUGACAUGAUUGGGAUAAUUAAGGUUUGUUUGUGUAUUUUGUGUGGUAAUUCUUGUUCAUUUCUCUUAGCAAUUUAAGAAGAUUUUGAUUUAUUUUUUAUUUAUUUUUGAUUUAUUUGUCUUAAUUGCAUUCUUAAACUUCACACACUAAUCUAACGUCGUUUCUUCUCUUAAUUGUUGUCUAACGAAUACAUGAAAAAUAUUUUCGCUAAGAACAUUUUAGCACAUCAAUCAAAUAGUCAAAAUGCCAUGUAA
Molecule: messenger RNA, 909 nt
Organism: Camellia sinensis
Lineage: Eukaryota; Viridiplantae; Streptophyta; Magnoliopsida; Ericales; Theaceae
Source: RefSeq, a predicted model, not a curated record